This is a messenger RNA of Lodderomyces elongisporus, 780 nucleotides long. RefSeq lists its product as uncharacterized. Lineage: Eukaryota; Fungi; Ascomycota; Pichiomycetes; Serinales; Debaryomycetaceae. Gene Ontology annotation, cellular component: mitochondrion. The record is from RefSeq and is a predicted model, not a curated record. Gene Ontology annotation, biological process: mitochondrial electron transport, NADH to ubiquinone; NADH dehydrogenase complex assembly. The transcript has a single exon. Bases 1 to 780 code for a protein of 259 amino acids.
AUGGCACUUCGAGCAAUUGGAUCUACUUCAAGCAACCUCUUCAAAGGCAUGUUUGCCAAACCCCACCCCAUUGCAUCCCAAAUCACCAAAACCAAUAGUCCAACAAGCAAUGGCCUAUUCAAGGGAUUAUUUGCAAAACAAGACUCAAUGGACCAAUCAAAACGCACAAUCCUCGACUUUAGCCACUACCACCAAACAACAACAACAACAACCCCAGAUCAACUAGACACUGUGCCAAACAUACUCACCAGAUCAGACAAGGAAAUUGGAGGAUACUCCAACGUUAAUUUUAAAAUAGACCCAGUCGAAAAGUGUGCACAUUUCUAUGGUGACUUGAACUUGGACUUGCCCAAAGAUAACCCCCAAGUAACACGUUCAGGAUACGCAAUGUUUAGAACUAGAGACCAGGCCCAAAGCUGGCUACUGGGUGAAAAUUACUGGGACUGGUCUGAUUUCUCUGCAUUGGUGUUGCGUGUCAAGGGCGAUAGAAGGAAAUACUUGGUUAACAUCCAAGCCAAUACCCCCUUGGUGACUGAUCUUUUCCAACAUCGUUUAUUUUUGAAUCAUCCAGGACAAUGGGAAACCGUUGUUAUCCCAUUAAACGACUUUGUCAUGACCAACUGGGGUGUCAUUCAGGACAACUCUGAAUUGAACAAACUGGAAAUAAAGACUAUUGGUAUUGGCUUGUUGGAUAAACAGUACGGCCCAUACUCAUUAAAGAUUGACUGGAUCAAAGUCAUGACUGAUGAAGAAGUGGAAAAACAGGUUUGUUUGCAAUAA